Messenger RNA from Peronospora belbahrii, 1455 nucleotides. The record is from the annotation of a GenBank genome assembly. NCBI's taxonomy places the organism in Eukaryota, Oomycota, Peronosporomycetes, Peronosporales, Peronosporaceae.
AUGGAAAUCUUUCAAGAAGGCGAAUUAGAGGCAGAGAUUACUAAACAUGAAUUACGUGCAACUAGUGUUGGAAGUUGGUGGCAUUUAUUUUCCAAGACGUAUGAAGAAAUGGUCGAGUUGAUUUCACGUCCUGUGCGUGCAAUUUAUUCAAUCAAUGACCUGGGACAUGAACAAAUUCAAGUGGCGUCAAGUGAUGCAAGAAAACAAGGGCAAGAAUUUAUACGAGAAGAUUUUUAUCUAGAAAAUCAACGAGGUGAACAAUUGGCCUGUAGUUUCUGGCGUCGGAGACACGUGAGAGAUGGAGAUCCAAUUGUACAAUUGAUGCUGUCAUUGUCAUGUUUGAGUGACGAGAAGAAGAAGAAGAGAGUGGAUGACGUAAUACGUCAAGACACUAGAAAUACGGAGAGAAGGAGGAGAUAUUCGGAUUGGAAUUGUCAACAGACACGUGAGCGUGUCAAUGUAGAUCCGUGUAUUAUAUAUCUACACGGUAUGUCUAGUUCACGAAAAGAGUGUAUCUAUAUGCACCGUAAAAUCCUGGCAAAGGGGUUUUCAUUGUUUGCAAUGGACUUGUCAGGUUCUGGACUUUCUGGUGGCGAUCGUGUGUCCUUUGGGUCAUUUGAACGUGAUGAUGUACGGACAGCUGUGGAUUAUCUGAAUGCUACAGGUCGUGCAUCUGCUGUCGGUAUUUGGGGCCGCGAUAUUGGGUCUGUAGCAGCAUUAUUGCAUGUCAAAGACCGCAUGCCAUAUUCUUAUACGACUAGAACGGUCUCUGCAAGAGAAGCUGCAAAGCUCGAAAUUGUCAAGGAUGAAACGGAUCAUCAGCUUUUGUGCAUUCCUCCCUUGACAGGACUGAAAUUUCGAUUUCACAAGUACAGUGCUAUAAACGGCGACUUUGUCUUGCUUGCUAUUGACAGUACUCCUGUACAAGGGCUCAGUCCAGCAUCGUGCUACCGUCUUAUUCAGCAGAGUUGCAAGACAAAUGAUGGCCAAGCACGUUUACAUGGAUAUAAGCGUUCCUCUAGUAAAUAUGGAAAUGAUAAUUUUAUCUUUGCGCUAACAGCAGAUUGUGCUUAUGGAGAUAUGGAGCAAGUUAUUUGGGACAUGCUGCAGAUGAUCACCAAAAGCGCUGAGCGACGUAGCCUAUUUUUUCCGUCUGCAAUGGUCACGGCGGUACAAAAGCUUUUGUCAAACUCCAUUGGUAAGGCAGGCGGGUUUAGCUUCAGUGACGUGCGCUUGCUCGAUGCAGUGCCACAUUUCACGCUUCCAUGCCUGUUCAUAAGCGCAUCGAAGAAAGAUUUCUUCAUGCCCGAACAUACUAAAGUACUGUUCAACAGGUAUGGUGGUUCCAAGAGCUACGUUCAAUUCACAGGUCAGAUUGAUGACAACCGACCAGACGAAGUGCUGGACACAGUGAUUUCUCACUUUAGCAAGCGAUUGAAACUGUUAAAGAAGUGA